Aspergillus saccharolyticus JOP 1030-1 is the source of this 1359-nucleotide messenger RNA. Its product is annotated as thiamine transporter TPC1. NCBI's taxonomy places the organism in Eukaryota, Fungi, Ascomycota, Eurotiomycetes, Eurotiales, Aspergillaceae. The record is from RefSeq and is a predicted model, not a curated record. Gene Ontology annotation, biological process: thiamine pyrophosphate transmembrane transport. The coding region runs from base 290 to 1258 and encodes 322 amino acids. Gene Ontology annotation, molecular function: thiamine transmembrane transporter activity. Gene Ontology annotation, cellular component: mitochondrial inner membrane. The transcript is spliced from 4 exons.
CUAAAACUAGCUUGGCCCAGUGGAACCUGUCUGAGCGGACACUAUUCAGAAUCUCUCCUUUGACGUAUCCCUGACCCAAUUGAAGAUUUCGUUUUUCCCUCUGAACUGCAUAAGAUACAAUUACCGCGGACUUUCUCUCCAACACCAUAAGUCAGACCCAUGUCCAUCCAUCGAGUAUAACCACCACCACAUAUUGAGAUCGUAUCAAUUUGACCUGCUGCGCCUGUGCGCGAACCUCCGCCGAUCUCCUUUCUUCUUUCCGCCCGCUCAUUCUCCAGCAAUCACAUGCAUGUCGGCCGGGGGCGAACACCUCAAGGAUGAGGGGUCGCGACGACAAGUCGUUCUCGCGGGUGGAAUCGCAGGUCUCUUUUCCCGAUUCUGCAUCGCCCCCCUCGACGUCGUCAAAAUCCGCCUCCAACUGCAAAUCCAUUCGCUCUCCGACCCGAUCUCCCACCAACAUGUCACCGGACCAGUUUACAAAGGCACCUUGUCCACAAUGAAGUCGAUCCUCCGCGAAGAAGGAAUAACAGGCCUCUGGAAAGGCAACAUCCCUGCCGAACUCCUCUAUCUCGCCUACGGCAUCAUUCAAUUCAGCACCUACCGCACGACGACCCAACUGCUCUCGACCGAACUGCCGGAGCGGCUGCCCGCCUCAGCCGAAUCCUUCCUCGCGGGAGCCCUGGCCGGCGGGCUGGCCACGUUCUCGACCUACCCGCUGGAUCUGCUGCGCACGCGGUUCGCCGCGCAGGGGACGGAGCGGGUCUAUACGUCGCUGCUAGCCUCGGUGCGUGAUAUCGGGCGACAUGAGGGGCCGCGCGGGUUCUUUCGGGGGUGUAGCGCGGCUGUCGGCCAGGUCGUGCCGUAUAUGGGUCUGUUCUUCGCGACGUAUGAGGCGCUGCGGCCGGUGCUGGCGACCCUGCCGCAGCAGGUGCCGUAUCUACCGGGGGGCAGUGGGGAUGCGGCGUCCGGCGUGGUCGCGAGCGUGUUGGCCAAGACGGCGAUGUUUCCCCUGGAUCUCGUGCGGAAGCGGUUGCAGGUGCAGGGCCCAACGCGACAAUUGUAUGUGCAUCGGAAUAUCCCCGAGUAUCGCGGCGUCUUCAGUACGAUGGCGUUGAUUGUGCGGACGCAGGGCGUUCCGGGCUUGUACCGCGGAUUGACUGUAAGCUUGUUUAAGGCUGCGCCCGCCAGUGCGGUGACCAUGUGGACGUAUGAGACUUCGUUGCGCUUGCUGCAGGAUAUGGAAAUCGCGGCCGAUUGAGCACGACUGUUUGAGGCAGCGCGUGAUUGAAAUGAAUGGUUGGGGCUUGGUUACGCUAGACUUUGUUUACCCAGUUAGAGCAGCAUCUUGUAAAUUAUUUC